CCGGGUCGCAUGGGAAAUUACCGGAUAGCAUUUUUCACCUUCCAAACUUGCAAAUUCUCUUUUUAGGAGGCAACCAUGAUCUCACUGGUAAUUUACCCAAAGUAAAUUGGAGUAGUAGUAGUUCCCUCGAGACGUUGUAUCUCGGGUCUUCGAGUUUUUCUGGAGAAUUACCUGAUUCAAUUGGCUAUCUCAAGUCUUUGAAUUACUUGGAUCUCAGCGAUUGCAAAUUCUCCGGGUCCAUUCCUGAAUCACUCGGGAACCUUACACAGAUCAAUUAUAUAUCCUUCUGGGAAAAUAGUUUCAACGGUCAGAUCCCAUUUACUCUCUCAAAUCUUAAUCAGCUCAUUUCCUUGGAUCUUUCUAGAAAUAAUCUCCAUGGAAAAAUUCCUAAUUUUAUCAGUAAGCUGAUAAAGCUGGAGUUUUUAGGACUUGGAGAUAACAAUUUUAAUGGUCCAUUUCCAUGUGGGGUAGCCAACCUGACAAAACUUAGUAUUUUAGAUAUAUCAAGUAGUGCAGUGAUGGGUCCCAUUCCCUCCAUCAUGAGUGGGCUACACAACCUACAAGCACUUCACUUGCACAAUAACUCACUGAAUGGGACACUACCAUCUUGGUUGUUGAAUCUUCCAUCAUUGACAGAAUUAGACCUGGGUAGUAAUCGACUAACUGGCCAAAUUCCUGAGUUCCAGCAUAAAUCAAAAUUGAUGUACAUUGACUUGAGUCAUAAUGAACUACAUGGCCCCAUUCCACAAUCAAUUUCAAAUCUUGUGAAUUUGACCGAACUUGUUCUUUCGUCAAAUAAUUUUAGUGGUGUUGUGGAGCUAGAAACAUUCUUAAAUCUAAAAAAUCUUGAUAGUCUUGAUCUGUCAUACAAUAUUCUGUCAGUGAGCACCAUCAACAAUAUCAACAAUACCUUGCCUAAUCUUAGGUUCUUCCAUAUGACUUCUUGCAAGAUAAAGGAAUUCCCUGAUUUCUUUAAAGCCUUAGAGAAUGUCGAACAACUAGACAUUUCCAACAAUGAAAUUCGUGGGAAGAUUCCAAGAUGGGUUGGCGUCAUCGGGAAGGCUUCAUUGCGGUACUUGAAUCUUUCCCACAACUUUCUAACAGGUAUAAACCAAUUUCCUUGGAAGAAUCUUCACGCUCUUGAUCUUCGUUCCAACUUGAUUCAUGGACAACUUCCAGCUCCACCACUCUCUGUAUCUUACUUCCUCUUCUCACAAAAUAAGCUUACAGGAGAAAUUCCUUCUUCAAUUUGCAAUGUGAGUUCCCUUUCCAUCCUUGACUUGUCUCACAACAACUUGAGUGGUGCAAUUCCACAAUGUUUGGGAUACUUCAGCAACGUUCUAUUUGUACUAGAUCUGCAGUUCAAUGCCUUUCAGGGGAACAUCCCCAUGAUAUUUGGAAAGGGUAAUCAGUUGGAAAUUCUUAAUUUGAAUGGAAAUCAGUUUGAAGGACCAGUUCCGCAAUCCUUAACCAAUUGUAGACAGUUAAAAGUUCUAGACCUCGGAAACAACAAGAUAAAUGACACUUUUCCAUACUGGUUGAGGACACUUCCAGAGUUACGGGUUCUUGUCUUGCGAUCCAACAAAUUUCAUGGUCCAAUAGACAAUUCCAAGCCAAACCCCUCUUUUCCCAAACUCCGAAUUGUUGACCUCUCCCACAAUAAGUUCACUGGUCAUUUGCCAGAGAGAUAUUUCAAUUUUUUCAAAAAUAUGAGGAAUAAAACUAUGCCAAAUGAAAAAUAUUUGAGUGUUCACUCGUAUUAUCAAGAUUCUGUUACGGUGACGAUGAAGGGGUUUGAUAUUUACUUAACGAGAAUUUUGAUUGUCUUCACAGCAAUUGAUUUAUCAUCUAACAAAUUUAGUGGAGAUAUUCCAAAUGUGAUCGGAAGGCUUAAUUCUCUCAUAGUGCUUAAUUUAUCUCAUAAUAGCCUUACGGGCCGUAUUCCAUCAUCUUUAGGAGACUUGACAGAGCUUGAAUCACUGGACCUCUCUUCAAACCAGCUUAUUGGGAAAAUUCCUAACCAAUUAAAGUGUUUGACAUUUCUUGAGGUCUUUAACCUUUCAUGGAACCAUCUCGAUGGACCCAUACCGCAAGGUGAACAAUUUGAUACAUUUGGAAAUGAUUCAUAUGUUGGGAACUCCGGAUUAUGUGGGUUUCCAUUGUCAAAGGAAUGUAAAGAUAAUCAAUCACAAGUUCAGCCAGGGGUGCUAUUACAACAGGAAGAUGACUCGAAUUUUGUAAGUGGAUUUACUUGGGAAGCCGUGGUGAUGGGGUAUGGCUGUGGACUGCCAUUGGGAUUGGCUAUUGGAUUUCUCAUGUUCUUAACUGGAAAACCAAAAUUGUUUGUAAGAAUUGUUGAAGGGAAAAAGCAUAAAAAGCUGAAAAUGUUGAGACAAGGUGGUAGAAGAAAUUAGCAAACAUGGAUUAUGCUUUCAGGUUAAGAGAGAAGACCAUUAUUGCUACUGUAACUUAUGAUAAUGUUGGAAUAAUGAAGUGAGGGUUAAGGUAGACAUUGACAAAGUUUGGGCUAAUAUUUGAUAAUAUUGUUGUAUAAGUAGAUUGAGUAGCUGUGAUGUGGUACUAUUUGCGAUUUUGGCUAGGUUAUGUACCCUGUUCUACUAUGUUUUAUGCUUAUUUUAUUGAUUUUUUUUCUUUUUAUCAUUAGACAUAGAGAGAGUGGAUUCAUUCAUAUCCACUUACAAAGAAAAGCAUGCGGGAGUGUUAUUAUUUAAAUUAAUAUUACUCACUACUUAUGAUCUACUCUCC
Molecule: messenger RNA, 2766 nt
Organism: Camellia sinensis
Lineage: Eukaryota; Viridiplantae; Streptophyta; Magnoliopsida; Ericales; Theaceae
Source: RefSeq, a predicted model, not a curated record